Molecule: messenger RNA, 841 nt
Organism: Oryzias melastigma (Indian medaka)
Lineage: Eukaryota; Metazoa; Chordata; Actinopteri; Beloniformes; Adrianichthyidae
Gene: lg14h17orf97
Product: linkage group 14 C17orf97 homolog
Exons: 3
Coding region: 198-716 (172 amino acids)
Biological process (GO): protein arginylation
Source: RefSeq, a predicted model, not a curated record
CAUGGAAACGGUAACUGGGCAACGCCGCCAGAACGUGAUUGUGGAAAUGUUUGCUCCGGAAGAAAAAAGGAAAACUGUUGUCUUUGUUUCUUGGUGUAGUUAAAAGUUCUCAUUUAUAAAUUCAAUGAGUUGCGUUCUAGAGGCUUAGAGAGAAGCAUUUUCCAUAACUUUUGCUCAGUUACUGUUUGUCCCAAAAUAUGACCAACCCAGAAGACACAAACUUUAAAUUUACCCAAACAGCCAAGGUCAGCAAACACGGAACGAAGAAAAAGGAAAGAAAAGGAAAGAAAAAACAGAAACGGAUUAAUGGAUCGGCCUCAACUACUCCAGAAAAUAAAGAUAAGCAAUUGUCUUGUGAGACAACGCCGCUCCUGCGUCCUCAGGAACCGGUCCAGACCCGACACCAGCUUUCCAAGCCCAAAACUAGCCAAAAGAAAAAUACAAAACAGCGCUCUGCUUUCAGCCAAAAAAGCAAAACACAUCAACAAAAUUCCCGGGCUAUCGUCAAAGUGACUGAUGAAACCAGCGGCUGCAGAACCGUGACGCAUGAGACUGGGCACAGAGAGAGCCUGAGGUGGGAAGGAGUUCUACAGGACCCUCAAGAGGAGGCCAAGAGGCUGGAGCAGUACAGGGCCGACAGGCGGCAGCGUUACAUUGCACACAGAGAGGCUCUGCUAAAAGAAACCCAGCAAGCCUCAAGGGAAGCUUUUAUUUAAAGACAAAAAGACUUUAAAAGACAAGAGUCUCACAUCGCUGAUCUGAAUGAAGAAAAAAUAAAUGAGUCACCUAAAGAUGUACAGAAGCUAUAAUAAUAAAUUGAGUUGUGCAAACACUUAAUCUA